Molecule: messenger RNA, 5382 nt
Organism: Bufo gargarizans (Asiatic toad)
Lineage: Eukaryota; Metazoa; Chordata; Amphibia; Anura; Bufonidae
Gene: RALBP1
Product: ralA binding protein 1
Exons: 10
Coding region: 174-2102 (642 amino acids)
Biological process (GO): endocytosis; small GTPase-mediated signal transduction; positive regulation of GTPase activity
Cellular component (GO): membrane
Molecular function (GO): small GTPase binding; GTPase activator activity
Source: RefSeq, a predicted model, not a curated record
GCGAGGCGGAGGGGGAGGACACAGGUGAGAGAUGUGUACGCUAGGCAGCAGGAUUACCUGGAGUUUAUGUAUCCAUCCGCCAGUGCUGUAUGUGUGAAUACUGGCUGACAGAGUAAAAUGGACAGGUAACAGAAAACCGGGCUCAGUUCCUACCGUAAGUUGUCAUCAGCAGAAUGACUGAGUGCUUUCUGCCUCCCACCAGUAGCCCCAGUGAACAUCGGAGGGCUGAGCAUGGCGCGGGACUGGCUCGUACACCUAGCUCAGAAGAAAUCAGCCCUACAAAAUUCCCUGGACUGUACCGUACUGGAGAGCCAUCCCCUCCGCAUGACAUACUCCACGAGCCUCCUGAUGUAGUGUCUGAUGACGAGAAAGACCAUGGCAAGAAGAAAGGGAAGUUUAAGAAGAAGGAGAAAAGAACCGAAGGCUAUGCUGCCUUCCAAGAGGACAGUUCCGGUGAUGAAGCAGAGAGCCCGUCCAAGAUGAAGAGGUCCAAGGGAAUCCAUGUAUUCAAGAAGCCCAGUUUUUCUAAGAAGAAGGAGAAAGAUUUUAAAAUAAAGGAGAAACCUAAAGAAGAGAAGCACAAAGAAGACAAGCACAAAGACAAGAAGUCCAAGGAUUUAACUGCUGCAGAUGUAGUCAAGCAAUGGAAAGAGAAAAAGAAAAAAAAGAAGCCCACCCCAGAGCCAGAGCCACCACCUGUAGAUGUGCCCAGGCUGAGGCCAGUAUUCGGGAUCCCGCUGGCUGCAGCUGCAGAGAGAACCAUGAUGUGUGAUGGGAUCCGGCUGCCAGCAGUAUUCCGGGAAUGCAUUGAUUUCAUUGAGCUGCAUGGCAUGAAAUGUGAAGGCAUCUACAGAGUGUCAGGAAUCAAGUCAAAGGUGGAUGAGCUGAAAGCAGCGUAUGACCGUGAAGAGUCUCCAAACCUUGAUGACUAUGAGCCUUACACAGUUGCCAGCCUACUGAAGCAAUACUUGCGUGAGCUACCUGAGAACGUCCUCACCAAAGAAUUAAUGCCUAAAUUUGAAGAUGCCUGUGGCAAGGGCACCGAGGCCGAGAGGCUGCAGGAAUGUCAGCGUCUUUUAAAGGAGCUGCCAGACUGCAACCUUUACUUGAUAUCAUGGCUGAUUGUGCACAUGGACCAUGUCAUAGAGAAAGAACUUGAAACUAAAAUGAACAUACAGAAUAUUUCGAUCGUGCUGAGCCCAACCGUUCAGAUCAGCAACAGAGUCCUGUAUGUGUUCUUUACACACGUGCAGGAGCUGUUUGGUGGUGCGGUUAUCAAGAAGGUGAUAAAACCUCUCCGCUGGUCUAACAUGGCCACCAUGCCGGCCCUUCCUGAAACCCAAGAAACUAUUAAAGAGGAAAUCAGGCGGCAGGAAUUUCUCUUAAACUGUUUGCACCGAGAUCUGCAGGCUGGCAUAAAAGAUCUGUCGAAGGAAGAACGGCUGUGGGAGGUGCAGAGAAUUCUAACUGCGCUUAAAAGGAAGUUGCGAGAAGCUAAAAGGCAGGACUGUGAAACCAAGAUUGCCCAAGAAAUUGCCAGCCUUUCAAAGGAAGAUGUUUCCAAAGAAGAAAUGACAGAAAAUGAAGAAGAGGUGCUCAAUAUACUGCUGGCACAGGAAAAUGAGAUCCUCACAGAGCAAGAAGAACUGGUGGCGAUGGAGCAAUUCCUGCGACGACAGAUUGCUACAGAGAAAGAAGAAAUAGAUCGCCUGCGAGCAGAAAUCUCAGAGAUACAGAGUCGCCAGCAACAUGGCCGGAGUGAGACAGAGGAAUAUUCAUCAGAAAGUGAGAGUGAAAGUGAGGAUGAGGAAGAGCUGCAGAUUAUUCUGGAAGAUCUUCAACGGCAGAAUGAAGAGCUAGAGAUUAAAAACAACCAUUUGAACCAAGCCAUUCACGAGGAGAGAGAAGCGAUCAUUGAGUUGCGUGUGCAGCUCCGGCUGUUACAGAUGCAGCGUAUUAAAUCCGACCACCUGCAAGAUGAAGAAGAGCCAGGGAAAGCGGGCAGCAGAUCCCAGCUGCCGAGGGAUGCUGCCUCCGAGACAAAGACGAAGGAGCAAGUGAGACCCUCGCCAAUUAAAGACUGGAAGGAAACACUGAUUUGAGAAGGAGAGAAUCGCAUGUAAAGUGCUCAUUAACCCUUACAGGCCAUUGCUGUGGUUUUUAUUUGACACAGGCACUCCCCUUCUGAGGAAAACUGUCCUUUUAUGUACCAGUCUGUUCUUUGGGUUCUAGCUUUUCUGGGGUUACUUAUAUAAAAUUAUUUUGUACACAGAAUUUUGGUGAGAAAAGAAUGUUGUGUUCUGAUUGACAGGACUUGUGGCAAGUGUUUCAGAAAUGUGGCUCUGAAUUUUUUUAACACUUAUUUUUAGGUGAUUUUAUGAUGCAGAUGUUACCAGGCACACCAGUCUAUAUUAUUUAUUCAUAAGUAUCUUGGCAUCAGAGCAGCUUUACCAUGUAGGUUUUUUUGUAUUGCCUAAGCCAGGGAUUUUGCAGCUGUGAAUGCACCUGUUUGAGACUACUACAAAUAACAUUUUUAUUCUAUUGGUGUACAUGGUUCUCUAUGAUCUGAUCAGCUCUCCAGUGUUGCUGGCUUGCUGCUGUUACUGCUUUCUCUUAUGGCCAUGGGUCAUGCAGCAGUGCUGUAGAAUCAUUUUGCAGUAUGACUUUGUCCUGGAGACUUUCACCAUGUAUCUAAGUAGUAUGGCUUUCCAUAGGGUGAGGAACCAGGACUAGCCUUCUAUAUUUCCUUACUGUCGCAGCAAUAUAAAUUGGCAUGUGACCACAUCUCUAUGUAUAUAUUCUGUUGUGGUCAUCAAAUGACAAAGUACAUGCACAGAAGACAAUAGAUGGUACUAUGUCAACCCCAGAGAAAGCUUAAAGGGGUUUUCCUUGAGUAAAGUAUUUAUGACCUUUGCUCAGGGUUGAGGAUCAGUCUCAAUCUGGGUAGGGGUUCGGCGAAUCCCAGCACCCGCGUGUUUGAAUAGUCCUCAGCACUCCCGUUAGAACAUCAAGUUCAUUGUCCCUUGGCAUGUGUACAGGGCUGCAAUAUCAAGCACAGCCGCUGUACAGUGUACAACACGCUGCUUGGUUUGCUUUGAGGAGUCCUCAGCACUUACCGGAGCGCCACAGCUGAUCUGAGGGGAUGCUGGGUGUCAGACCCCCACUGAGGAUCAUAUCAUGAGGAUAGGUCAUCAGUGUUUUAAUCCUGGAAAACCCCUUUACUAUGUACAUUGCUGCAGUGGGUUGGAGAUCGAGUAAAGGUUUAAAAAAAUAAAUAAAAAAAUUAACACUGAAAACAGUGAAAUAAAUACACUGCAAAACUACAAGCCUUUUAAAAUGUGUUGUAAAUCAGAAGAUCUCCAGCCACUAGUGGUCUACCUUUUAUGUACCCCUUACUCAAACAAAUUACAAUAAAGUACACCCAUGUUAAUGAUUUAUAUACUGUACCACAAUGUCAGUAACCCCUAGCGAUAUGCCUUGUAUAACUUUGGGGUACACUUACCACAGAUUGAGAACUUAAGUAGCCCAUACUCCUUCCAUAGCUGUCAACUGAGCCUUUUGCCGACAGCUAUCUUGUGACUCCACCACACACAUAUAUUGCUUGGAAGAGCAUUUAUGUCAUUUCAAUUGGGAGAGAGAAGGCGGCCCAUGCCUGACACCUCCCAGGAAAACAAAAGGAUCGGCCUGGAAAUUCAUGCUCUUCAUAGACAUUGAAUUGUCAGAUUCAGCCUCCAAUAGUGUAAUGUGUAUGGGCCUUCAGGUUACUCAGCUCUUCAGUUCAAGGAUCAGUUGCCAAUGAACUGAUGCCAGAAGUGGGGAAACAUUUGGCCAGACCUAACCCUUACUGUCCCUAUUUUUACGGGACAUCUUGGGUAGAUUUUGCACCAUUACUACAAAUAAUGGUUGCUCGUUCCAGUUCCACUGAAGAGCAUCAGUUACAGUUAUAAGUCCUUCACAUCUGUUGUGAAGAUCAAGAAUGUAUCGAGAGGGAUCUUAAGAUUUGAACUAGAAGAAUAUUGACAGAUGUAGGCACAUUGAUUUCACAUAUAUUCACUUUUAGAUUGCUUACCUGCUGCCCCUUAGAACGUAAUGAGCUUUACCGUUCAGCCCUUCACUUACCUUUUUGUGCCUUUUAUGCUUCAUGUGAAAGCUACUUGUUGGUUAUCUUAUUAUACUAUCUUUCUUUGUUGGCUGUGCAGGCAGAAAUAAAUGUUAGGCUAAUCAGUUUUUUGAGAAAUCUUAUCUUUCUGGUGAAGACAGAAAGCUGAAUUGUCAUCAGUUGUCCUUGUAAUGUGCUGUAUUCUCUCAUGGCAAUCAGUCUACGGAUAUGACAAAUGCCUCAGUCCCUCUUGCAAUUCUCUUUCAAUCCGAGUGAUGUACUGGAGUCAGAUACUUGAGAUAAGGGCAGCUGAUAUUUGCCAUAGAAUUACUGUAGGGUUGGGUUUCUUCUGUGACAUUGCUAUAUAGGCUCAAAUGACUUUGAAGCCUGUGAAUGGGUCUUCCUUUUUUUUGGUAUUAUAGGUUUAAGCCACAUAUGCUAGUUUACCGGUGAUUUAUAUUCAGGUAUCACGCAUGGUUGAAUGAAUCGCUUCAUGGUUCCAUGCGAAGGUGAUCCUGAAAGCCAACACAAUAAAGAGAAGUGUUGAGAAUAAAGUCCAUUGCUCUUUUUGGCACGUCAAUCGUGUACAGAAUUCUUGGACAUUAGCUUGGACCUGUCCUUAAGUGACCUGGUCACAUUCAAUGCUUGUCUCUUGUUGUGUCUGGCAUCAGAGCUGUGAAACGGUAUUAUAUAAUCAUUGUGCAUGUUUAUGAAGUCCCAGCAAUACUUAUGGGCUGGAUAAAAAAUUUCUUGGAGCCAUUUAAAAAAAAAAGCACAUUCCAGUCCCAUUUUUGGAGAUACAGGGUUCCUUGGUGCUUAGAUGUAUACGAUGGAUUUGUAGUGUGACAGUGGUCUCUGGUACUUAACAGGUACCAUCACUGUCUGAAACGUUCUGGCAGUGUGAUCCUAUGCGUAAAAUAGCAUUGUACCUCUCACUGCUGGUGGACGACCAUUUCCUAUUCCCAGUGCGAAUGACCAUUUAACUGGAAUGAACAACCCUACAAAUUCUACACGUUCCAUUCAAUGUGUACACAGGUAGAGUGCAGCUUUGCUCUUUUGUCAUUUUCAUGUUGUUUUAAAUGACUAAAAGUGUUAAUAUUUCCUUCUGUCUGUUACAAAUACAUUUUGUAUUUACUGAUGUUGGUCCAUUUUUAAAGCAAUGAGUUCCCAUUAAUAUUGUCACCAGUAUUUUUAUUUCUCCCAACUUUAUGUAAGUCUCUUAGCUAAUGUUUCUUAUCCUGACAUCAUGCAAACAGAGCAAAUAAAGAAUCAAUUUAAACCUG